Messenger RNA from Passer domesticus (house sparrow), 2861 nucleotides. RefSeq names its product ataxin 7 like 3 (gene ATXN7L3). Gene Ontology annotation, cellular component: SAGA complex; DUBm complex. The record is from RefSeq and is a predicted model, not a curated record. Gene Ontology annotation, biological process: positive regulation of DNA-templated transcription; regulation of transcription by RNA polymerase II. NCBI's taxonomy places the organism in Eukaryota, Metazoa, Chordata, Aves, Passeriformes, Passeridae. Gene Ontology annotation, molecular function: transcription coactivator activity. The coding region runs from base 253 to 1278 and encodes 341 amino acids. The transcript has 13 exons.
CCUCAGCGCCCUGGGCCGCCGCCGGGCGGAGGCAGCGCCAGGCCCGGCCCGGCCCGGCCGCUCCGUCCGCUCGGCUCGGCCCCGCGCCGGCCCCGCACCGGGCCCCCGCCAUGGCCAGUCGCCGCCGGGCCCCGCGCCGGAGCGGCGGGGGGCGCUGAGCCGGCCCCGCCCCGGCCCCGGCGGACCCUCCGCGCCGCCCCCCGUGUCCCGUGCUAUGAGCGUUCGGCGUGACUUCUCCGCAAGCAGCUGCAAAUGAAAAUGGAGGAUAUGUCUUUGUCUGGCCUGGAUAACAGCAAACUGGAGGCCAUCGCACACGAGAUUUACACGGAGCUGGUGGAGGAUGCUUGCCUGGGGCUGUGCUUCGAGGUGCACCGGGCUGUCAAGUGCGGCUACUUCUUCCUGGAUGACACAGACCCCGACAGCAUGAAGGACUUUGAGAUCGUGGACCAGCCGGGCGUGGACAUCUUCGGGCAGGUGUACAACCAGUGGAAGAACAAGGAGUGCGUGUGCCCCAACUGCAGCCGCAGCAUCGCCGCCUCGCGCUUCGCCCCGCACCUGGAGAAGUGCCUGGGCAUGGGCCGCAACAGCAGCCGCAUCGCCAACCGCAGGAUCGCGAGCAGCAACAACCUGAACAAGUCAGAGAGUGACCAGGAGGACAACGAUGACAUCAAUGACAACGACUGGUCCUAUGGCUCCGAGAAGAAAGCCAAGAAGAGGAAAUCGGAUAAGAACCCCAACUCGCCCCGCAGGUCCAAGUCCCUGAAACACAAAAAUGGCGAGAUCGGCGGGAACCCCGAUCCCUUCAAGUACAGCAACUCAGCUGGCAUCAACUACGAGACGCUGGGCCCCGAGGAGCUGCGGACGCUGCUCACCACGCAAUGCGGGGUCAUCUCCGAACACACCAAGAAGAUGUGCACCAGGUCCCUGCGGUGUCCCCAGCACACGGAUGAGCAGCGCAGGGCAGUCCGGGUUUACCUCCUCGGGCCCUCCGCGUCCCUGCCCGAGGCCGAGGGCGGCGUGGAGAACGACAGCUUCGAGGUGGCUGAGAGCCAGGCCCUGAUGAGCCGCCUGCAGUGGGACGGCUCCUCCGACAUCUCCCCCUCCGACUCGGCCUCCUCCAAAGCCAGUACAAACAACUCCGAGUCCCGCAAGACCAAGAAGAAGAAGCCCCACCUGGGGCUGGUGAGCGGCGCCCCAGGGCUGGGCUCCAGCAAGAAGAAGAAGCCCAAGCCCCCCGCCCCCCACACCCCCAGCAUCUACGAUGACAUCAACAACUGAGCCCCGCCGAGCUGGGGAGGGGCAGGACGGACAGAGGGACGGACAGGGGCCAGGACAGCCCCCAGGCACACCGUGGGUACCGGAGCACAGAGGACUCAGCUGUGGCUGGAUUUGGGGAGCCCCCCUUAGUGCCCCCCUGCCUCCCCGCCCUGCCCCGGUGCCUCUAUUUAUUCUGUGACAGUUUUUGUACGUGGGGCUCUCUUUGGGGUGUCACCCUCGGGGGGUACAGCCCCCCCUUCCCUCCCAGCACCCCCAAAGCCAGCUGUGCCCCCCCAGACCCCCUCCUCAUUUACCCCAGUGGGGUGGGGGGCACCCUGGGCAGGUCCGGGCCUGGGUCAGGGGGUUGUGAAUCCCCCCUGCCCUGGGGUUUUGGGGUGAGCCCCCACUCUGGGGCUGCCCCACUCCCUGCCCUGGGCUGGCACUCGCCGGUCGGGCUGGCUCAGGAGGGGGGGUCACACUGGAGGGGGCUUUCCCCACCCACGGGACAGGGGAGCACCCUCUCACCCCCAGCUCUGUUCAGCUGUGCCUGCACCCAGCUGGGGGGGGGUCUCGGGGGCCUGGCAGUGCCCACACAGGGGGUCACAGGGGGCUGCAUGCUGCAUCCUUCAUGUUUGGGGGCGGGUUUGGGGGUGGGGGGAGCUGCUGUGACCAUCCCUGUGCCAAACUCUUUGGGGAGGGGGGACCCCAACCUGCCAGGGACGUCUGGGGGGGAAGCAGAACUUGGGGGGGAAGCCCAGCACAGAGCCCCCCACUCCUGGUGUGCCCUCCACACGUGCCUGGGGAGCUGCUGCUGCAGUGGGGGGGUCAGUGGGGACCCCCACAGGCUCUGCUGUUGUUUGGGGGGGCCGGGAGCAGCGCCCCGCUGUGCGGGCUGGGGGGGACAGGUCCCUCUGGCUGGAUCCAGGUCACCCCCUGCCCCGUGCUCCCCUCCCUGCAGCUGUUCUCCAUUGCAGGGGCUGUGCUGGGGACAGCGUUGGCUCCAUCCCCUCCCUUGUGUCCCCCUCCCCAUGGCUGUCUGACCCCCCCAUUUUGGCCAUAUGUCCCCGGGGUGGAGCUGUGUCUGUCCCACACCCCGUGGCUCCUCUCGCUGGGACUCUCAUUAUGGUGCUCUCGACUCUGGAUUCACUAUUGUUUUCAAACUGCUGCUAAAGGCUGGGCUGGGGGGGGGUCCUGCAGAGCCCCCUCCCCUGCAUGGGGACCCCCGCGUGGUCCCUCCUGGUGUGGCUUUGGGGCUGGGCAGGUCUGGCCACCGGAGCAUGCCAAGCUGGCCUUCGCGUGCCCCGGGGCCCGGGGACGGGGCUGUGGGCACCCAAAAACACGGGGGGGCCACCCCAAACUGCCUGGGGGGGGGCAGCCUGAGCCCCUUCAGCUGCAAUUUGGGGUCCAAGGGGUGCAGUGGGGCUUGGGGGGCUCAGCCCGUGCCCUGUGAUCCCCCCAGGUUGGUGUCCUCACCCCCCCCCCCCCGCACCCCGGUGUUUCUGCGUGUCCCCCCCCUGCAGGGGAACUGAGCCCUUGUGAGGUCUGUGUGUCCCGUGAGUGGGUUGUGGCUGCCCCUGUAAAUAAAACUGCAUCUUGACUUGGUA